AUGAAAUGUGGCACCUUUGCGAGGCGCAACCUAACCGAGACUGGCAUACAUGGCUUGCCAUAUUUGACGCGCAAGGACUUGCACUGGGCAGAGCGGCUGUUUUGGUUGGGCAUCGUCAUAGCGGCCACUUACUACUCCAUUUACAUCUGUCUGGAUCAAAUGAAACGUUUUCGCGAGAAUCCCAUUGUAUUCGCUGCAGAAUUGACUUGGGAUAAGAGGAAUUUCCUCUAUGCGGGCAUCACCAUGUGCAGUGACUUUCGCAACGAAGUAGCGGAACGCGAAGUUAUCGAAGAGUGA
Molecule: messenger RNA, 297 nt
Organism: Rhagoletis zephyria (snowberry fruit fly)
Lineage: Eukaryota; Metazoa; Arthropoda; Insecta; Diptera; Tephritidae
Biological process (GO): sodium ion transport
Cellular component (GO): membrane
Molecular function (GO): sodium channel activity
Source: RefSeq, a predicted model, not a curated record